This is a messenger RNA of Closterium sp. NIES-65, 945 nucleotides long. NCBI's taxonomy places the organism in Eukaryota, Viridiplantae, Streptophyta, Zygnematophyceae, Desmidiales, Closteriaceae. The record is from the annotation of a GenBank genome assembly.
AUGACGUCGACUGAACGGGUUGCUCUCGCUGCCGCUUUUCUGGCGUGUUUCGUCGCGCUUCUCGCCGUUCCUCCAGGCGCAUCCGCCACUGCUCAGAACGCGUUUCUUGUAGACAAAUCCAAGAAGCUGCGUGCCGCUGCAGAUCAAGCCGCGACGGACCUGAAAACCGCGCAAGCGGACGCCGCCAAAAACGCGGAGGAAGUAGCCGCCGCCGAACAAGCGCUGUCCGAUCUGCAGAGCCCGGAAGAUGCGGCUCUCAACAACCUCGUUUCAAGCGUCUCCGACACAAACAAUAGCGUCGCCGAUGCACAGUACGAUCUCGACAUUGCGAACAAGGUUCUUGCUCUUCGGAUCGCGGACCUCGCAACGUUUAAGGCCGAUCCGUCUAAGCACCCGCAAAUUCCGGCAGCGCAGAAGGCGGUCAGCGACGCUACUCGGCGUGCGAGCAUGACGACGGUGCUGCUACAGGAAUGGCGGAACGUCGUGCAGGAGGCAGCGCAAGAGGAAGCUGACGCGGAAAAGGCUCUCAAGGCGAACCCGACCUCCGACGCGGCGGUGGCGGCGCUCGCAGGAGCGCAGGAGCUGCGCAAAUCUGUGGAGGAAGUUUAUCCGGACAUGGUGGCGCAGGAUCAGCGCGCGCAGGCGCGGCUGGAGCGCAUGCAGAAGGAAUUGAACGAUCUGAUCACGCUGGGUCCGCAGGAAGAGAGCAUUUUCCAGAUGGCUGUGGAUGACGCAAGAGCUGCGGUUACCGUCUCCCACCAGGUGUACGACGAUUUGCUCGCGGCUGUCGCUGACGCGCAGAAAGCGGUUAACGAGUACCAGACGAAGAAGCAAAAGGCGGUUACUGAAACGAAGUCGCGCUUGGCGAAGGCAAAGCAGAGCCAGGCUGCCUCUGACAAGAAGGUGACUCAGCUCACGGAUAAGCUCAAGGCUGCCCUGCAGUAG